Molecule: messenger RNA, 1185 nt
Organism: Adineta steineri
Lineage: Eukaryota; Metazoa; Rotifera; Eurotatoria; Adinetida; Adinetidae
Source: the annotation of a GenBank genome assembly
AUGAUUACAUCAGCAACUACAACAAUGGUCACAUUAACAAUUACAAAAAAAGUUCCAUCAGCAAUAUCGAAACCACCAGAAAGAGAGCCAUGUGAAAUGGAACUUAAAACACCAAUUAAAUCCUCAACUGCCUCUAACAUUUUGCCAGCGUUUGUAUCGCUCACUGAUAUCAACAACGACAAUAGACCAGAUAUAAUUGUGGCGAAUUAUGAUGCAGGCAACGUUGGUAUUUUCUUCAACGCUCCAGGUAGUUAUUUUCGUGAACAAAUAACUUACUCAACUGGACCUUCAUCAGGUCCAGAAUAUAUAUCAGUCGUUGAUGUCAAUGAUGACAACAAACCAGAUAUUAUUGUUGCAAACAAUUUGGGAAAUAGUGUUGGCGUUUUGCUCAAUAAGGGUUCUGGCCAAUUUCACGCCGUAAAACAUUAUAAAACUGGACCAAGCACAUUUCCAUCAGGAGUUGCAGUAGUUGAUAUUAAUACCGAUACAAAACCCGAUAUUAUCGUGACAAACCAAUUUUUGAACACUAUUGGUGUUUUCCUAAACAUUGGUGAUGGUCAAUUCUCGUUUUACAAGAUCUACCAGGUUCCGCAUGAUUUCGCUGUGAGGUGUCCGCAAGUAGUGGAUGUUAAUGGCGAUACUCAUCCAGAUAUUAUUGUUGCAAACUCUCGUGCCGCUAGUAUUGGUAUUUUCUAUAAUUCCGGCGAUGGAACAUUUACUAAUUGGACAACAUUUUCAACUGGUUUCGAUUCACAACCAAACUCUGUAUCUGUGAUUGAUGUCAACGGUGAUAAUAAACCUGAUCUUAUUGUGGGUAACAUUGGAACGAGCAAUGUUGGCGUUCUUCUCAAUGCUGGCAAUGGAAAAUUUCUUAAUCAAACAACAUACCCAACUGGACUCAACUCACAACCACGAUCGGUGUUUGUGGCUGAUAUAAACUGCGACAACAAACCUGAUAUUAUCGUUGCCAACUCUAUUAUUAUCGUUCCCAACUCUAAUGACGGGAACAUUGGUAUCUUUCUCAACUCGGGCAAUGGUACAUUUCAGCCUCAAAAACCGUAUCCAACAGGACUUUCAACAAACCCAUGGUCUAUAUCAGUGGGUGACGUUAAUGACGACAACAAACCAGACAUUAUUUUUUCAGAUACUGGUCAACACAACAUUGGUAUCUUCAUACGUUCUUGA